This is a messenger RNA of Dalotia coriaria, 2753 nucleotides long. RefSeq lists its product as uncharacterized. The transcript is spliced from 2 exons. The record is from RefSeq and is a predicted model, not a curated record. The coding region runs from base 221 to 2521 and encodes 766 amino acids. NCBI's taxonomy places the organism in Eukaryota, Metazoa, Arthropoda, Insecta, Coleoptera, Staphylinidae.
AUGGACUUGUCUAUUCCGUUUUGAACAUCAUGAAAGUGACACCACCUGCACGCUUGUCAAAUGUACGACACAGUUAGUCAGUGUUUUUCAUGAAUAUCUGGUUCACGAGGCACUGUUCAAUAGAAAUCUGUUUCCAAAUUCUCAUCCGCUUCCUGAGGGAAUAUCGACAACUCCUUGGAGAUAUCAGUUGAAUCUUCAGAAAUAUGCAGAGACAUUUUUAAUGAUUACUCGCAAGUUUAGUAUUGAUGAUAAUCCAGAUGCGUUUCUUGAGAUGGUGCUUGGCUUGAAGACGGAAAACAUGUGCGUGUAUGCAUUCUGUCUGUUGCGCCUGAUACAGUCGAUGCCUGCGAUUAAUACGUGGAUACGUAAAAUUUUGGACAGAUUGGCCAUUUUAUAUUAUAUAAAUGCGAAAGCGUACACUGCCGUACUUGAUGAGUCUCUGAAGAGAUUGUCUCCGACCGAUGCGAACAAUUUUCUGAGCCGAUUACGAUUGGUCAAUGAGCAAAAUUUGAAAAUGAAAGUGGAUGCAACCAAGCAGCCGAUAGAUAUGAUUUUGCGUGAACUUCUGUGCGGGAACCGUGCCAUUGGUAAUCCAGAACACCUGCUCAGGUUUGAAGAAAGAACCGUUCUAACAUGCAAUGAGAUAAUAUCGGCAUGGAAAACAUGGAGUUCGACGAAUCCAAAAAUAAAGAUAAAAACAAAUGUGUUGGCAAAAAGCGAUCCUACCAAAAUGGUCGUCAAACCAGCCAAUAAAAGUCCCAUUGCUCAGUGGCAAUACAGAGCUCCCCAGAAACAGAAGAAGCAAGCCGGUACACGUGUCAAUCCAGAUCAAAAUACUCCCUCUUCUCAAUCAAGACAAAACCCAAUUCAGGGGUUGCGGACAAUGCGUCAUUCGUACCAACCUGCGCAGAAUUCUCAAAAUUAUCCAAGGCAAUACAAUUCAGGUGUACAACAGUACAUGUCGUCAUACACUCAAUCCCCUGGAUACAGUUCCGGGGAUUAUCAAUGUCCUGUUUCUAUCAAUUCAUCACAGCAAAAUGCAAAUCAAUGGAAUUCAUCAAUGCCAUUAGCCGCUAACUCAUUACCACCGAGAACCAUUGUUAAUCAACAGAUAAUGCCUCCAGUAACUGGCUACACCUCGAGGGCCCCAAGUCACUGGGGGGUAGUGCAUUAUUCCGGUGGGCAUGCACAGAAUCCCUCUUUGCCAUACAUGCCAAUGGCUUCAAUUCGGCCUACACAAGGCUACAAUCGUGAUGAUGUCUAUUGCCACACGAGGCAGUACCCUCAAAUAGCACCUAUGCCUGCUCCGCACUUCGUUCCAACAUAUCGGCAGGAAGCUGACCGGUCUGGGACAUUGACGCAGGCUACCCCUCACGCAAAAUCUUUAGUACUUAUUCAAGGUCUAAACGUGAACCCCGAACCUGUCGGCUCUGUCCAGAGACAACAUACUCCCACAACAAUCUGUGCACCGAGAUAUAUACCAAAGCAAAUAGUUUAUAGUAGUCAGUCGAUCAACCGUAAUAAUCAACCGCAGAUGUGCGCGCCUCAGCUUACAACCGUUACUACAGCUGAUCCAUCACCAACUACCCAGCCUUGUAUGAUUAGGGACUUGAUAGCCUCAACAUAUGCCAAUUCUCGUCAACCCAAUGAAAACGUGCCAUUGGCUCUACCAGUGCCUCUGACGGCCGCAUGGUACAGCAACAAUUCCUACCAACAAAGAGAAAACAUGCCAUUGGUUCAGCAGGUACCGCUACCGACCCCAACGUACAUCGACAAUUCCUAUCGACAACGAGAUAGCGUUCCAUCGACCCAAGUAGAAUCUGCACAACCCGUUAUUUCUUUAGUGGCCGGUACUGCCGAUAAAGAUGUUGAACCAGCUACUUCUACUACUGUCAAUGUUUCCACGCCUUCGUCAAGCGAGACACUAACUCAAUCUGCAGAAUUCUACAUUAAUCGCUUAGCGUCUUGUAUUGAGCAAAUGAGUAAACAGGGAAUAACAUUGCCUGUGGAUUUACAGAAGAAAGUAGCCUCGCUGAAAGAUCGUCAACCCUGUGAAGAACCGGACUUUGAUAGUACUCAUUUAGGCAUUAUUGCAAAAGCGUUUCAAGCGAUGGUACCGGUAAUGGAGAAUAUUACGAAUCUAUCGUUAAACGCUGUCAAACCGAUGAAGGAGGCAAUCGAGGUGAUCGAAAUUGAUGAUGAUGAUGAAGUGAAGGUUGAAGUGACCGAAACAACUGUCAACAUCGGCGAUUGCCAGUCCCAGACUUUAGAUGAGAUUCAAUUCCCUCCGAACCCGUAUGAACUUACCGAACCUGUUGGUUCCGAAUUGACCGAGUCCAAUGAUUGUGAUGACAUUGAAUACCAGUGUAUCUGCGGUAAGAAGGCCCAUGUUCGUUGUAGGUGCAAUGCGGCGAUUUAUUGUUCGGAAGAAUGUCGUUUAGCUCAAAUUGAGGAGCAUAGACCCACGUGCAUGUUAAAUUUGGGCGGCACCAGUCUCUAUAAGCUAUUGGGGCCCAGAUAAAAUUUUUUUUUAUUUAGAUGUCAGAAUUUUAUAUAAGAGUCUACCAGAGCUGAGAAUUUCCUUUACUUUAUUGCCUGAUUAAUGUUAAGUUAAGAUGCACGACGGUCAAUUCACCAUGAUCUCAAUAUUCCAGUUAUUACUAUCAAAGUAUUAUUUUGUGAUUCAGCAUUUUGAAGAAUGGCUAUACGCAAUAAUUCGUUUUGAUUUGAUUUCUUUUACAUUGUUCUGCAUU